AAGGUUAUAUAUUUAUUUAGCAAGAUCCAAAAACCAAAAGGUCUUCAUUAGGGAAAAGAUGGUGAGGGCACCAUGUUUUGACAAAAACGGAAUCAAGAAAGGUGCAUGGAGUCAAGAUGAAGACAACAAGCUACGAGCCUAUAUCGAGAAAUACGGCCACCCGAACUGGCGAGAACUCCCCAAGUUCGCUGGUUUGUCGAGAUGUGGAAAGAGUUGCAGGCUUCGGUGGAUGAAUUAUUUGCACCCGAAUGUGAAACGUGGUAAUUUUACAAAAGAAGAAGAAGAUGUGAUUAUUAGUUUACAUAACAAGCUUGGCACUAAAUGGUCAAAGAUUGCUAAACUAUUGCCGGGAAGAAGUGACAAUGAAAUAAAGAAUCAUUGGCACACACAUUUAAAAAAUCGGACUCCAAAUAGUCAAACUGUGCACAAGAAUGAACCAAAGAAUGAACAAACUGGAAGUGUUGAACCCUGUCAUGGUACACUUCUAGAAAAGGGCGAAGUUUACUACCAAAUGAACCCUAAUUCAACAACUCAACAAGAAGUUGAAAUUUUAUUGGCAGUGUUAUCAUCUUCUUCGACUAGUGAAUCGUCAGGUUGUUCUUUGGGUGCCUCAGAUUCGGCGGUUACUAGUGACGUUACACCACAAAUUUCGGAUACUGCCCGAAAUAUGUGGAUUGAGCCUUAUUUACCAGAUGACGGUAGCUUCAUGUCAUCUAGUGAUAACAUUUUCUCACCAUUUGGCUUAGCAAAUGAUCUCAUCUCCCAGACUUCUUCGCAAGAUUACCUGAUGGAUGAUAUGCUUUUAUGGUCAACUUAAUAAAUUAUACACAUUUGUAAUUUAA
This is a messenger RNA of Helianthus annuus (common sunflower), 842 nucleotides long. RefSeq names its product transcription factor MYB13. Lineage: Eukaryota; Viridiplantae; Streptophyta; Magnoliopsida; Asterales; Asteraceae. Bases 59 to 817 code for a protein of 252 amino acids. The record is from RefSeq and is a predicted model, not a curated record. The transcript has 3 exons.